Molecule: messenger RNA, 2020 nt
Organism: Notothenia coriiceps (black rockcod)
Lineage: Eukaryota; Metazoa; Chordata; Actinopteri; Perciformes; Nototheniidae
Product: keratin, type I cytoskeletal 13-like
Exons: 7
Coding region: 770-2020 (416 amino acids)
Cellular component (GO): cytoskeleton
Molecular function (GO): structural molecule activity
Source: RefSeq, a predicted model, not a curated record
AUAUGAAUGGAUCAGGACAAAGGUGAGCGAAUCUUUUUUCCUAUAACUUUCAGAAUCUCUUUACACAGAGAGGACAUGUUGAUCUAGAAGAGACAUACAAAAGUAGAUUUUGCAUAACAGGUGACCUUUAAAGGAUCAGAAUAUUGUUGCAAUAGUUGACAUUCUUCUUUUAAAGGAUCAAGAGAGAUUUUUUUUAUACUGAUAGUCAAUAAAGUGUAAAGUGGGUUUGUGGGAUUGCUGUAUUUGAGUUUCAAAAAUGUUCACCAUAAAGCCACUUCAGGGUGAAUGUGUGCUCAUGUUAAGGGACAGCAAACAGAGCAUCGGCACAAAGAGCUCCAUUGUUUGUUGCACAAUAAGAGACAUGAGCGGGCGUCUGUGAGUGGCUCUGCAGGGGGAAAUGACUUAUACAGGUUUCAACAUGCUAACAGGAAUCCAUUGUGGGGGAGGGGGGCAGAGGAGGGUCGAGGGUCUGAACAAGUUCCACAUCUGAUAAGAUAGAUAAAAAAGGUAGAUUCUUGCAGGUUUAGGAGGAGAUACACCUGAACAAACACGAUGAUUGAGUUACCUUAUAGACCUUUUCAGAAACAAACAGUGGCUUUAUAGAGUGACAUCAGACAGAUGCUUGAAAUUCCUGCUGUGAUUGCUCGCUGUGUUUGUCGUGUUCCUGCCGGACCCUGCCUCCCUCCCCUCACUCCAGGCGCUAUAAAGCAUCUGAGUACAAAGUGUGCGUUACUCUUCUCUGCAUCCCGAGCAGCAGCACUCCUCCACCAUGACCUCCUAUGCUCGCUUCUCCUCCAGCAACCGCCUAGGCUCCAUGAGGGCCCCCAGCGUGUACGGUGGUGCCGGGGGGUCCGGGGUCCGCAUCUCCAGCAGUGGCCCCAGGAGCUUCUCCUCGGCCGGAGCAGGGUCUUCCUCCAGAGCCCGGUCAGGGUUUUCCUCCCGAUCCGGGUCAGGCUUCAACCUGAAAGACACCAUAGAUGUAAAUGACAACAACAAGAAGGCCACUAUGACCAACCUGAACGAGCGCCUGGCCACUUACCUGGACAAGGUGCGCAUCCUGGAGAAGGCCAACGGAGAGCUGGAGCUGAGGAUCAGACAAUUCCUGGAUAACAAGACCAAACCCGAAGGCCACGACUGCUCCGGCUUUAAGGCAGCCAUCAGCGACAUGCAGGACCAGAUCCUUUACGCCACCACCACAAAUGGAUCUCUGUACCUGGCCAUCGAUAAUGCCAAGCUGGCCGCUGACGACUUCAGGGUCAAGUAUGAGAACGAGCUGGCCAUGCGUCAGUCGGUGGAGGGGGACAUCGGUGGGCUGAGGAGGCUCCUGGACGAGCUGACACUGGGCAGAUCGGAUCUGGAGAUGAAUAUCGAGUCUCUGCGGGAUGAACUCAUCCAGCUGAAGAAGAACCACGAGGAGGACCUGUUGGCCAUGGGCUCCCAGGUGGGGGGUCAGGUGAACGUGGAGGUGGAUGCCGCACCGCAGCAGGACCUGUCUGUUGUUAUGGGUGAAAUCAGAGAACAUUACGAGACCGUGGCAAACAAGAACCGGAGAGAUCUGGAUGUCUGGUUUCAGGCCAAGUCUGAAGAACUCAAUAAGGAGGUGGCAGUGAGCACAGAGACUCUCCAGUCCUCUCGCUCUGAGAUAACAGAGGUUAAACGCACGCUGCAGGGCCUGGAGAUUGAGCUCCAAGCACAGCUCAGCAUGAAAGCGUCUCUGGAAGGGACCCUCGGUGACACACAGAACCGCUACUCCAACAUGAUGGGAGACUACCAGAACAAGGUGUUGGGCCUUGAGGGCCAGCUAGCUCAGCUCAGGUCCGACCUAGAAAGGCAGGGACACGAGUACCAAGUCCUGCUGGACACCAAGACCCGGCUGGAGAUGGAGAUCUCAGAGUACAGGAGGCUGAUGGACGGAGAGUUGUUCAGCCCGCCGGCCACCACAAAAACCCAGAAAGUGUUGAUCAUCACCAAAGAGUACACUGACGAUGAAGAGGUCAGCUCUGAAAGCCAGGAAGUUUGA